Messenger RNA from Diospyros lotus (date-plum), 1475 nucleotides. RefSeq names its product KH domain-containing protein At2g38610-like. The coding region runs from base 110 to 958 and encodes 282 amino acids. The transcript has 7 exons. Gene Ontology annotation, cellular component: nucleus. NCBI's taxonomy places the organism in Eukaryota, Viridiplantae, Streptophyta, Magnoliopsida, Ericales, Ebenaceae. Gene Ontology annotation, biological process: regulation of mRNA splicing, via spliceosome. Gene Ontology annotation, molecular function: mRNA binding. The record is from RefSeq and is a predicted model, not a curated record.
CUUUUUAUACAAACCCCUUUUCCUCUGUUGUUGCUCCCUCUUUCUUCUGCAACUAAAACCCCAUCUUGACCAUUCCUUUCCCCAUUUGGGUAGAGGGUUUCUAAAAGCCAUGUCAGGUCUCUACAAUCCGAACUUCUCCCCAGCAAGAGCCGUUUCUCCUCAGAUUAGAAACACCCAAGAUGUUGAUAGUAAUCAGUACUUGUCGGAGCUGUUGGGAGAGCAUCAGAAGAUUGUUCCUUUUAUGCAGGUCCUUCCGAAUUGUAGCAGGCUGUUGAAUCAAGAGAUCUUACGGGUAUCGGGGAUGAUGCCCAACCAAGGAUAUGGAGAACUUGACAGAUUGCGUCAUAGAAGCCCCAGUCCUAUGGCCUCUUCGAACCUAAUGUCAAAUGUUGCAGGGACAGGAUUGAGUGGUUGGAAUGGUCUUCCUCAGGAGAGACUAAGCAGACCACCAGGGAUGACAAUGGAUUGGCAGGGGGCACCUGCAAGUCCUAGUUCAUAUACAGUGAAGAGGAUUUUGCGGUUGGAAAUUCCAGUGGAUACUUUUCCGAAUUUCAAUUUUGUUGGACGGCUUCUGGGGCCCAGAGGCAAUUCACUGAAAAGAUUGGAACUAACUACUGGAUGCCGUGUGUACAUUAGGGGAAAAGGAUCAAUAAAGGACCCAGACAAGGAAGAUAAGCUACGAGGAAGACCAGGCUAUGAACACCUGAAUGAGCCACUUCAUAUCUUGAUUGAGGCUGAUUUGCCUGCCAAUAUUGUUGAGAUGCGGCUAAGACAGGCACAAGAGAUUAUUGAAGAACUGCUCAAACCCGUGGACGAGUCACAGGAUUAUAUCAAGAGGCAGCAGUUGCGGGAGCUAGCCUUGCUAAAUUCCAAUUUGAGAGAAGAAAGUCCUGGGCCGAGUGGUAGUGUGUCGCCUUUCAAUACCAGUGGAAUGAAACGUGCAAAAACAGGACGGUGAGCCUCGUAUCUGACAUUGUCAUGCUAAAUUCCAAUUUCAGAGAAACAAUCCUGGGGCUGGGGGUAAUGUCUCACUUUCAGUACUGGUGGAAUCAAAUGCACAAAACAGGAGGGUUGAGACUUUGUAUCUAUUGCUUCUUGUAGAGUCAUCAUGGGUGAGUAUAGCCUCAAAUAUAGACCAAUUCUGCAUAGCUACCAAACUGAAAAAGCCCCCCCUAACAGUCUGUAAGUCGCGAGUUCUGGUUGUUUUGUUUUUAAUCUUUCUUAUUUUGCUUUCAUUUUCGAAAAAAAAUUCAAAAGAGUAAACAAGUGAAAAAAGGGGAAAAAAAAAAAUUUAUGUUCUAUAACAGUGGGGUGUUGAAUUUAGGGUUGGUGGUGCCAGUUGUUGUAUACUUGAUCCAUUGAAUUUAUUCUUGUGUUAGUAAGUUUUGUCUAUUGUGGAGUCUAGUGUGUACCAUAAGGUUCAGUAGCAUGAUAUGAGACCUUUCCUUAGGCAAAUGGAUUGAAUUUUGUAGGUA